AUUUCCUCCUCACUUAGUUACCGAGUCGGUCCGGACGGGACGGAGGACGUCCGGAGACCACCCCAGCCGCUGCUAGUGAGCCCCAGACGGCACCGUGAACCGGGAAAGAGGUCCUCCACGCGGCGGGAAGCACACCUGCGGAGGUUGACGCGGGGAAGAAAAAAAAAAUGUGUGGAGGCAAACAAGAAGAGGAGGAAAAUCCGGACACCAAGUAUGGAAAACCGGCUGAGUUCGACCCGAGCUUCAAUGGACCAAUAAAGAAAAGAGGUUGCACUGAUAUAAUCUGCUGUAUCCUGUUCAUUAUUGUGAUCCUUGGCUACUUAGCAGUUGGAGCUGUAGCCUGGCUUUAUGGAGAUCCCAGGCAUGUUCUUUAUCCCAAAAAUUCAACUGGGUGGUUCUGUGGCAUUGGAGCGAACAAAGAUCGGCCGUACUUGUUCUACUUUGACAUUCUCAAAUGUGCCACGUCCGUUAAUGUCAUAGCAACCGCUUUGAAUGGUAUUCAGUGUCCAACCACACAGGUGUGUGUGGAACGAUGUCCUUCUGAGUUUGGGGCUGCGCUGUAUUUCCCUGGUAUGCAGCCAAGUGCAGUUUUCAAACAAGAACUGUGUGUACCAUCUAUAGAUCUGGACAAUCCUGGCAUGGGAGUGCCAGAGAUUUUGGAUAAGGAGCUCUGUCCUGCCUUCUACGUCCCCAGUGCCCCUGUGCUGGGGAGAUGCUUGCCUGAUUUCAAACAACUGGAGAAUAUCCCUCCGUCCUUCUCUAAUAUCCCUGGCCUCCCUGCUUCAGUCAACGACACCAUCAGCAUCAUCAGGAAUGGGACUGGUACAAGGGACCUUGUGAAUGGAUUCAAUGCCAAGGAGAUCGGCGUUCGAAUCUUUGAGGAUUUUGCGUCGUCAUGGCCGUGGAUCCUCAUCUGUCUGCUGAUCGCCAUGGUGGUCAGUCUGCUGUUCCUGCUGCUGCUGAGGUUCACCGCUCCUGUCAUGGUGUGGGUGCUCAUCUUCGGAGUCCUGGCUGCCGGGGCCUACGGGAUAUGGCACUGCUAUUGGGAGUACGAUAACUUCAAAAAUCUCUCUGCCUCCAUCAAUGACAUUGGUUUCACCACCAACUUCAGCGUUUAUCUGGAAGUCCAGGAGACCUGGCUGGCCAUCCUGAUCAUCAUAUCUGUGGUGGAGGCGAUUCUUCUUUUGACCCUCAUAUUUCUGCGGACCAGAAUCCUCAUCGCCAUCGCCCUCAUCCAGGAGGCCAGCAAAACGAUCAGCUACAUGAUGUCUGCGCUCGCGUUCCCUCUGAUCACCUUCGUUCUCCUGCUGGUCUGUGUUGCUUACUGGGGCACCACUGCUUUAUAUUUGGCCACUUCAGGCGACCCCGUCUACAAAGUGGUUGCUCUCAACUCAACUAUGAGCAGCUGUCAGGGUAUCAACGGCACGGUGACCUGUGACCCCCAGAACUUCAGUGCGGACGCGUAUCCCAACUGCCCUUCUGCCAGCUGCAUCUUCAUCAAAUACAACGACGAGGGUCUCCUCCAGAGGAGCCUCUUCAACCUGCAGAUCUUCAACGCCAUAGCUUUUCUCUGGUGUGCCAACUUCGUCAUAGCUCUGGGUCAGUGUACGCUGGCGGGGGCCUUCGCCUCCUACUACUGGGCCUUCAGAAAACCUCAGGACAUCCCCAUGUUCCCCGUGUGUGCGGCCUUCUUGCGCACUCUGAGGUACCACGUGGGUUCUUUGGCCUUUGGCGCUUUGAUCCUGACGCUGGUGCAGAUUGUGAGAGUUAUUCUGGAGUACAUUGACCACAAAACGAAAUCCUCCCAGAAUGCAGUGGCACGUUUCAUCAUGUGCUGCCUGAAGUGCUGCUUCUGGUGUCUGGAGAAGUUUGUUAAAUUUCUCAACAGGAACGCCUACAUCAUGAUUGCCAUCUACGGGAAAAACUUCUGUGUCUCGGCUAAAAAGGCGUUCAUGCUGCUGCUGAGGAACGCCAUCAGGGUCGUGGUGCUGGAUAAGGUGACGGACCUGCUGCUUUUCUUCGGGAAGCUCCUGGUGGUCGGAGGAGUCGGUGUUCUGUCCUUCUUUUUCUUCUCGGGCCGAAUUCAUUUACCGGACAGCAACUUCAGUUCCGAAUCCCUCAACUACUACUGGAUGCCAAUCAUCGUCGUGGUGAUUGGAAGCUACUUGAUAGCCCAUGCAUUCUUCAGCGUGUACAGUAUGUGCGUGGACACACUCUUCCUCUGCUUCUUGGAGGACCUGGAGCGGAACGAUGGAUCCCAACAGAAGCCGUACUUGAUGUCCAAAAGCCUCCGCAAGAUCCUCAACAAAUCCAACGAGUCUCCAAAACAGCGCAAGAGGAACAACUGAGCAGCUUCUCCCACACAAACACUGUCGCACAUACGUUGUUUUAACUUCUUAAACGCUCCUUUAAUGUUUACCGAACUCAUUUUCUCUUGUUGCACUCGGUAAUUGUUCGAACAUGCGUGUGUAUAUAAGUAGUAUUACUUCCAGCGAAUGCGAACUUUCAUGAAGUCCAGUUUUUGAUUUGGAAGUUGUUUCAUUCACUGAAGACUGUUCCGAGUUCAGAUGUGGACACGAGCUCCACACAUCACUAGAUUUAUGGUUUUUGUUUUUAAGGCGCCGUGAAGCGUCUGAUUUGUUAAACUGGAACAAAGAACUUCUUACAUCUAUUUUUUAGAUAUUGCUUGUAAAAAAAAGGUUAUUUUAUAAAUAAGUAAAUAUUUUUAUGAUCUUAAAAUGUUGAUUAUACUGAGAAAUUGUAAAUAGUUUUGUUUGCUUCAUUUUCUACUAUUUCCUACUGAAUUUGUUCUGGUGUUACUGGACAGCAGAGACCAAAUAAAUUGAUUGAAGCAGCA
Molecule: messenger RNA, 2857 nt
Organism: Salarias fasciatus (jewelled blenny)
Lineage: Eukaryota; Metazoa; Chordata; Actinopteri; Blenniiformes; Blenniidae
Gene: slc44a4
Product: solute carrier family 44 member 4
Exons: 23
Coding region: 168-2348 (726 amino acids)
Biological process (GO): thiamine pyrophosphate transmembrane transport; choline transport
Cellular component (GO): plasma membrane
Molecular function (GO): thiamine pyrophosphate transmembrane transporter activity
Source: RefSeq, a predicted model, not a curated record